Molecule: messenger RNA, 1338 nt
Organism: Aspergillus melleus
Lineage: Eukaryota; Fungi; Ascomycota; Eurotiomycetes; Eurotiales; Aspergillaceae
Product: GNAT family N-acetyltransferase
Exons: 2
Coding region: 1-1338 (445 amino acids)
Biological process (GO): siderophore biosynthetic process
Source: RefSeq, a predicted model, not a curated record
AUGGCGUUCCCUUUUGAGACCAAGCUACCUUGGAUUCGAUUGCCCGAACCAUACAAGACCACCUAUGACCUUCAGGUCAUUGCGGUUCAGCAUGGAGUUCGACAGUUCCAGCUUCGCCGGUCCCCUCGAUCGGACGAGGGCACGCCUCCCCCCGAGCCCCUGCACCAUGACUCCCUCAAAUUCACCGACCUCAGUCGCCCGGAUGCGACCAACACGCCGCCCGAGAGCAACAACUCCGCAUGGGCGCGAGCACAGAGAAGCCCCGUCACACAUUGGACAUGGGAUGGACAAUAUGCUCCGACGGUUGGACAGAUCUGGAACAUCAUCUAUGCGCUCCUGACGUUGCAGUCCGACUUCGAGAUCUUCCGGGUGGUGUUGGCAGGCGAAGGCAAAGAUCUUCUUGCACGAGAAUUGCAGGCUGUCGGUCUUGCCAUUGAGCAUCCUAGUCCGUCGGCACCUCCAGGCCAACCGACGCCUCACUCCCCAGACCUCUCGAGUCAAUUGGUCGUGUAUCGCAGCACCUUCUGGCAAGGAGCGGGAUCUCCCUUUGGGCCUCGGCCGGUGUGGGUGGCAGAUAGUGACAUUUAUCGCUCGCUGCGCCGUCCUCUGACUGCGUAUCCAUUGCAUCCUGUCCAGCAUACCCUGACCACCAAGUUCCCUGACGUGCGCGUGCACGCCAUUCACCCGGUUCGACCGGCCAAGCCCACCCCGGGAUCGAGGAUUUACAGCCGUUACAUCCCCCACCUCGACGAGUAUUUCUCCAUCUGGGCUCUGGAUUAUACCAACGACGAGCACCUCAAGCUAUUCAACAAAUGGCAGAACGAUCCUCGGGUCGCGCAGGGGUGGAAUGAGACCGGCACUCUGGAACAGCAUCGUGAAUAUCUGCGCAAAAUCCACGAGGACCCGCACCAGAUCACCGUGCUCGCCAAAUUCAACGACACCUUCUUCUCCUACCAUGAGAUUUACUGGGCCAAGGAGGACCACCUCGGCGCACACUAUGACGCCGACGACUGGGACCGUGGUCGCCAUUCGCUCGUCGGAGACACCCGCUUCCGUGGCCAACACCGGGUAAUGGCGUGGUGGUGCAGUCUCAUGCACUAUAUGUUCCUCGACGAUCCUCGCACCAAGUACAUCGUCGGAGAGCCCAAAUUUACCAACCUCACGCCCCUCGCCUAUGACCACGCGACGGGCUUCAACCUCCACAAGAUCGUCGACCUCCCUCAUAAGCGAUCCGCGCUGGUAAAGUGCCGUCGCGAGAAAUUUUUCCAUAUUUCGCCGUUCCGGUUCAAUGGGUCUGAUCAGCUCGAGCGCGAUCCGUUCCGUGCGUUGAAGUUGUAG